Molecule: messenger RNA, 2988 nt
Organism: Cryphonectria parasitica EP155
Lineage: Eukaryota; Fungi; Ascomycota; Sordariomycetes; Diaporthales; Cryphonectriaceae
Exons: 4
Coding region: 288-2828 (846 amino acids)
Cellular component (GO): cytoplasm
Source: RefSeq, a predicted model, not a curated record
CCAGUCCUUACGACGCAACUAUGGGCACCUAGCCAAACCCCCCUCCUCCCCUCUUCUUCCGACGUUCUCUACGCUCUUUUCGUGUCUAAUCUGCUCGGUUCUUUGUCUCCGUCUCUGAUCCAGCAACGAACCACUCUCGUCCCGCCGAAUCGAACUUGCUCCGAACUUUCCGCCUUCCUUACGCGACACACAUCAUCCCCACCCAAAGACACAGACACAGACACAACACAGACACAACACACACACACACACACACACACACGCACGCACACACACACGCAAACACGAUGCGCCUCGCCGUGUACGCCGGCACCUCGGCGGCGCUGGCUGCAGCUGUCGUCACGUCGGCUUUUUGGCAGCGGGCCAACUUUUACUCGGCCAUGGUGUACCUCUCGCAGUCGAACCUGUGCCUGAUGAUUCUUGUCAACCUCGUCUUCCUCGCGUACGGCUCCUUCAUGUACGGCCUCCAGCGCCUGUGCUUUGGCACCCUCCGCCCCGUCGAGGUGGAGCAGCUGUACGAGAAGGCGUGGUUUGCCGUGACGGAGACGUGCCUGGCCAUGACCGUGUUCCGCGAGGAGGUCGGCGCCUUCUUCCUCGUCAUGUUCACCGCCCUCAUCACGGGCAAGGUCUGGGGCUGGAUUGGCGAGGGCCGCGUCGAGGUGCUCGAGCAGCAGCCGCCCGCUAACCCGCGCCUGUUCCACACCCGCCUGGUCGUGUCGCUGGCCGCGAGCGUCGCCUACAACUGCUGGCUGCUGAGCUACUCCAUCCACACCGUCAUCGCCGUCGCCAAGCCCACCAUGAUGGUCAUGUUCCUGUUCGAGUUCGCCGUCCUCGUCGUCGGCUCCCUACACACCGCCCUGCGCUACGUCAUCUCGCUCGUCGAGGCCAGCGUCGUCAGGAAGCAGACCAGGCUCCGGCUGCGCCAGAGGAGGGACGAGGUCCGCCGCGAGAGGGACGACAUCCUGCGGAGGAGGGAGUCUGGCGAGUUAGAAGAGGGCGAGGGUGAUCCUCUGCCCGACCCGGAUGAAGUCGAGGAGAUGGACAUUGAGGUUCCAGGGUGGGAGGCCAAGGGGCAGUGGGUCUUGUUCCUGGACCUUUUUGCCGACUUCCUCAAGCUCUCAGUCUACGUUGCCUUCUUCGGCGUCCUUCUCAGGUUCUACGGUCUGCCGAUUCACAUCAUGCGAGAUCUCUUCAUGACCGCGAGGAGCUUCGUCAAGCGCCUGAGUGCGCUCCUAAAGUACAAACAGGCACUGAGGGACAUGAACCGGUACCCCGACGCCAGCCAGGACGAGCUCGGACACGAGGACACGUGCAUCAUCUGCCGGGAGGAGAUGCGGCCCUGGGACCCCAACGCCGGACAGCUCGAGAGACACCGACCCAAGAAGCUUCCCUGCGGCCACAUCUUGCAUUUUGGCUGCCUCAAGAGCUGGCUGGAGCGACAACAGGUCUGCCCAACGUGCCGCAGUUCUGUCGUCGCUGAUCAGCAGCGUCCACCAUAUCGGCACCGGAUGGCCUUCCACAUCGCCCCGAACAAUGGGCAGCAGAACGAGGCCGGAGCGGCAGCAGCAGAAAACGGACCACCCCUCGGCGUGCAGGGUGCACAGCUUAACGGGCAGGCCGGGCAGGGAGGCCCACAGCAGCCUGCAGCGCCCAGGAACGCCAUGAGAUACAUCAACCUUGGACCGAUCCGCCUAGGGUUUGCGCAGGGUGGACAGGAGGUCGCAGAGCUCGCGAACCGCAUGGGCGUCGAGAUAAAUGAGGCCAACCUACGACGCGUUAUACCGCAGGCAAACAACCCCCCAGUGGCCGCCCAAACCGCGGACCUCUCAUCCAUGGAGGCUGUCCGGAAUAGGCUCUUGGAGGUCGAUCAGAGAAUCCAACAAGAGGUUCGCGACCUACAGAAUGGCAUGCAGAAUGUCCAGGCGGCCCAGCAUGAGCUUCACCUGAUCAACCAUCUUCUAUCUGAGAUCCUGCGCCUGCGACAGCAAUCACAACAGCAACAAGGCACCUCUUCAGUCCAGAAUGGCCAAACGGCACCAACACCCGCCGCGGCUCAACCUCCUGCUGGCAGUAGCGCCGCGGGGCAAAUUCCUCCUCCUGUUCCUCCUCCUCCGAUGCUCCCAUACGCUCCCCUCGCUCAAUAUCCUCUCCCGCCUUUCCAACCUCCCGCUGCUGGCCCUCAUUUCAACUUCAGAAUGGGCUCGAGCUCACCACCCCAUGCCAUCCGUCACAGCAUACCACCAAGUGGUACCACUAUCCCAGCUGGCAGCCCGGACCUCCCUGAGGGCGUCGUCCUCCCUCAAGGAUGGUCUCUCCUUCCCCUUCAACGCCUGGAGCAGGCUGCGAUACCUCCUAAUCUCCAGGCUGUUCUACAUCCCAGCGUGCGAGUGAACAACCAGGACCCGGCGCAGCACUCCUCUGCCGCACCGUCUCAGGGAUCCGGCCCUACCGAGGCAUCCGCUACAGCAGGCGAACACGGUGCUCCUGCUUCUGCUGCUGCUGCUCCUGCUCCUAGCCAAGAUGCGCCUGAGGCUGUGAUGUCUACUACACCAGCACAGGCACCGGUAGUCCAAGUCGCAGCGCCCACACCGGUGCUGCCUAACUGGGGUGGGCCAGCGCAGCUCUUCAGCAGCAGUGGCGCAAACGGCAGCAGCGGAUCACUCGUUACGGGCAUCCAAUCCCAGGACGACAAUGGGACCCCAGCCGCCGCUCACGAGGAGGAAACCGUGGAGAACGAGGGUGGCUCUUCAUCAUCAGCCGCAGCAACAAGGGGUAAGGGCCCGGUGGCAGCCACUGCGGAGGAUGUGGACGAUGAUGAUGAGUCUUGAGAGAGAGACAGAGAGAGAGAGAGAGAGAGAAGUGGGCCCGGCUGGGCAGGAUUGGCUGUGAGAGAGACUGUGUUUGUGUAUUAUGGAAAUAAUCAUCUCCUUCAUAAGCGAUAGCGACACUAGGGGCGAAUACCAAUUCAUGGAGCAUCUUUUCUUCAUC